This is a messenger RNA of Dujonia railenensis, 4191 nucleotides long. Lineage: Eukaryota; Fungi; Ascomycota; Pichiomycetes; Serinales; Debaryomycetaceae. The record is from the annotation of a GenBank genome assembly.
AUGAGAAACACAGAAUUGAGCGACUCUAUGCUACAGCCAAGGACGGAGACGCAGCCCUCGAGCGCGCACUCUGUGGAUACCAAGCACUUGAGCCAUCGGAAGGAUAUCAUUCAAGAAGAGGUAGAUGAUAUUCUGUUUAACAUUUCUGACGAUGAGGCUAGGAACAGAGAGACCAACGGAAGUGAACAUGGCGAAGAUCGCAAUCAUCAGGGCAGCGAGGGAGUCAUCGACGCAGAGGAAGACGAAGACAGUAGUCUCGGUGCACCAGCCCCCAGCGAACAUGCCUUUGCGUACCAAAACAAGUUGAAAUACUUGCCCAAUGUCGAUUUCAAAGGUGAUAUAACCAAAUCGUUCAACUUGUCGUCACUUUCACCGCCAAGCUCCAUUCCAAAUACCUUCAAAUAUAAGUCCCACCCAAAUGCGAAGACGAAGCUGAAGUUGGGCAUUGUAAAUUAUAACGAAAUCGAUGAAGAGGACGAAGGCGAAGGCAGCGAUGGGAUUGUGGAAGAUGCUGUAGAGGAAUCGAAUCAGAAUCACUCAGAAUCAGAGCCCAGUCUCCCACCGAUCACAUCUACCAUGAAUGAGAAGAACAAGAAGUCUGACACAACUCCCAAUUGGAUGCCAGAUGUGUUGAGCGAGAAGUGGUUGCCCGAGUCCGUCGAAUUCAAGCCCGGUCUCUUGGGGAAUAACAUCAGGUCUAAUAAUAACGGCAAUAUUAACAAUAAUAGUAAAAGAAACAGUAAUAGUGAGAGUAAUGAAAACUAUAACCAGAACUUCAUAAAUAACCUAGAUGACUUGGAUUUUAGUUCUUCCGUCAGGAUAAGAAAACCUGUAGAUUCGAAUAAAGAGUCUUUAGAUUUCAAUUUUGGAUCCACUGGGAACACAAUGAUUCACAACUCGAGAACCAAUCUUAAUAACGACACACCAGAGUGGAUGAAGGCUACAAAAGAAUAUGAAGCUCAGAAGAAAAGAAACCAGUUGCAAAAUAUCUUUCUUUCAGUGAGUGAACAUGCAAGCAACGGAGGAGCUGGAACAGGUGUUGCGAGUGGUGCGGGCCACUCAAUAUCAUCCACAGCAUCGACGCCAAUACCGUCCUUGACCACUAGGGAAGUGGAACAACUCCAACACCUUACCCAGGAGCAAAUUCAAGAAAUAAUGGAACAAGUGGGUCCUGCAACAAAGGUUCCGGAAUCUCCUUUGAAGUUGUUCGGUACAAAGUACAACACUUUCACUAAAGACAGAUUGAGUAAUUUAUUACAGAGAGUGCAGAACAAGUCUCCCGCAAUAACCUCAAGUAUAAAGCCCAGCGAUGAAAUUGAUAUUGGUAGUGAAGAUGGCAUUGAAGCUGAAAAGAAAGUAGAAAACGAAGAAGAUCAGAUUCAAGUUUCGAAGAAAUCGCCAAGAAAGCCAAAACAAUUCAUAAUUCCAAACAUUUUAGAGCCUAAAAUGAACAUCAAAAAUUUCACCAAAUCAGGAUCGUACACGGAAAAAGAAUUCCUUAAAAAUGCAGACGAUGUAUUCAAAGAUAUUCAAGAAAGAGGGUUUAAGAGGAAUAUUAGAGAUGUGACCAAUUUGAGUAACGUAAUUAAUAAUCACGAUAAAACCAAUAACACUAAAACCAGGAUAGUUUCUUCCGCUACUUCAACUUCCACUCCCAAGAAUGAUAAAGUGAGCAACAUUAGUGAAUAUUCAUCGUUUACCAGCGGCCUUGAAGAGUUCGAGGAAAGCAAGCAGCAAACGGAAAACCAGUCUAGUACUAAUAAUGAUUUUACUUCAUUCGAGGGAACUUCACGAGAAGGAGAUACCAAUAGGUACACUCAACUAUCACCAAGAAAUCUUAAAUACCUCCAGCGACAAUUAUCUGCUGAAAUGGAAAGCUCAUAUACAUAUGAUGGAAGUGAUAGUAACAGUGAGUUUGUAGUGGAUAAGGAAAAAGUGUCGAAAGAAGCUGAGGCUUCAGAUAGGUUACACGAUCAAAGAAAAUUAGGAAAGAAGGACAAAGGAAUCACACUGAUAUCAAGACGAUUGGAAGAAAUCGAAACCAUGCUUUCAGAAAAACACGAUGAUGAGCUACAAAAAAUCAGAAGAGAAAAUGAAUUGCUCAAGUCUGAACUCAAAAAUAGGAAUAAUAUGAAUAAUGACUUUGUGAGCCCACUUCGCGAUCCCACGAUGGACAGCAUUGAUGAUUUUACCCAAGACGAAGCUAGCCAAGUGCACGAUUUUAUUAAGUGGAAAAGGAUAUCACAGUUAAAGUUGCGUGAGAGUCCAGAGUCAGAUUCUGGCUCACCCGAUAAGUCUCAAUCAUUUGUAAGAGGUAGAGUCAACCCCAACGUUGAGUUACCUAUUGAGUACAAUAACAUGAUCUUUGAUGUUGCCAAUCAAAAAUGGAUCAAUAAUGAAGAUAAAGACGAAGUAAGAGGAAGUUUGGAUUCUAUUGAAGACUUGGUAUCUGAAAAGGGCAGUGAAGCACUUAGAGAAGAGCAAACAGGAGGAAGGAGCGAAGUUGAUUUGAUGGACAAGUCUACAAAUUCAAUAAUGAAUAAAAUGAAGAAUAGCCGAAAAGGUGGCAAUGGAAGCAAGCUUGAAGUCUCAUUUCACUUGCCAAACCUGACGAUGGAGUCAGAAGAUGAUUUUAAGAUGAAAAAUAGUAGCGCUGUUACUAAUGUUUCACAGCUUCAAGAUUCCACAUUCAGUCAGACAAGAAAACGGUUGGUAAAUAUUAUAACAGAUGUUUUGGGAACUGAAAAUUUAGAUUGGGAUGCCGUCUUUAAUAUUUCCAUGGCAGGAUUUGAGUUGGAUAAUUUGAAAGAUUUAGAAAGAUUUUUACCAAGAUUGAAAAGUCUUGAUGUUUCAAAGAACCAAAUUAGAUUUUUAGAAGGGAUACCAAAUAAAGUAUUGGAAUUGAAUACGUCAAGUAACAAGAUAGACAAUCUUAGUUCAUUCAAAAGAUUUCAUGAUUUACAAGUACUCAAUUGCUCAUUCAACAUAAUAAGCUCCUUACAAAGUUUAUCUAGCAAUAUUCAUUUGACAGAGUUAAAUAUAAGCUACAACAAGUUGGUCAGCUUGAGAGGAUUGGAGAAUUUCUCCAAUCUAGUUACUUUGAAUGCCUCCAAUAAUGAGCUUAAGGGAGCUCUUGAAAUUAGCGGAAAACUUAGAAAUUUGCAAUCCCUUAACUUAUCUGAUAAUAAAUUAGAAAGCUUCAGUGGCAUUGAAAAAUUGAAGUCGCUAAGAGUACUCAACUUGAAUGAAAAUCCCCAUUUGAAGUCGAUCAGAUGUCAAGGUAGACACUUAUAUUUGAAAAAACUUUCCUUGAAGUUGAAUAACUUGCAAGAUUUGGAGGUUGAAUGCUUCCCAAACUUGAGAGUCCUCAGAAUUGAUGGGAAUCAAAUAGGAUCAUUCAAGAAUCAGUUGAGAAAGUUGAGGAACCUAGAAGAGAUAAGUUGCAAGUCUCAACCGUCCACAAGCACCACUAUUAAUGAAAUAUUGAGUGAUUCUAGAGACUUGAAGACAUUUGAUCUUUCAGGUAAUUCCUCGACUGUGCUUGAAGUAGUGAGUAGUCACAAGUUGAAGUUUCUCAAUUUGAACCGCUUGACUUUAUCUGCUAUGAAUAUAAGUACCUUGCCUGAAGAUUUUGCAGAAGCCUUCCCUAAUGUCAGAGAAUUAAAUUUAAAUUUCAACAAAUUGAAAUCGAUUGAGCCAUUGUCUAAGUUAACUAAUUUGAAGCGAUUAUUCAUAAUCAGCAACAAUAUUGAUAAAGUUCAACUGAUUGUUAGCGCACUUUCUACUUCAAGUAUUAGAAAAUCGUUACAGGAAAUUGAUCUAAGACUAAAUCAAGUAAAUAUAGACUUCUAUCCCUUCGUUUUCAACAAGCUGGAGUUAGAAUAUAGCCAACAUUUGAAAUCAACGGCCAACAUCGACAUUCUGCCUAUUCAAUUGGAAACUUUGGAUGAUAUUGAAAGCUUUGCUAUUUUAUACCAAUCGCUCAAUAAAAGUUAUGAUGAGUGGGUAGAUAGAGAUACCAAAUUUCUUGACAAGUUGAAGUCUACACCUAAUGAUGAGGGAAAGAUCAUUCAAAGAGUGAAUUAUGAAAUGCUAUUAAUUAACUUAUUUGUUAAUCUAAGAAGAUUAGAUGGAAAUAUUAUUUCCCAAGAAAAGAAAGAAAUACUUAAACAGAGAUUAAGAAUGAGAUGA